AUGGCUAAGCGACCAUUCCAAGUUGUAAGUGAGUAUCGGCGACUGGAAGAAGCAAUUGAAAACAUUUUCAAUGAAGAAGAUAACCAGAAAGUAACCUACGAAAAAAAUAAUCAUGAAUUUCAAAUAACUGUGGAUGACCUCAAAUUGUGUUUUGGCAUUCUACUAUUGACAGGUUAUCACUCACUUCCGCGAGAAAGGUUAUACUGGUCCUUGGAUGAAGACUUACAUGUUCCCAGUGUGUCUAAAGUUAUGUCAAAGAACAGAUUCGUGGAUAUAAAGAAGUGCUUGCAUUUUUGCGACAAUGACACUGCUUCUCGGUCCACCGAUAAGCUGUUCAAAGUACGACCACUUGCUGAUUUGCUUAUCAAGAAAUUUCUCCAGUGGGGUGUUUUUCAUGAAAAUUUAUCUAUAGAUGAAUCUAUGAUAAAAUAUUUUGAACGACACCCAUCGAAGCAGUUCAUAAGAGGCAAGCCAGUGCGAUUCGGUUACAAAAACUGGAUCAUUGCAAGUUAUGAUGGUUAUUGUUUCGCUUUCGAUAUAUAUUGUGGAAAAUCAGUACAGAGCAGUAAUGAGCCAUUGGAAACACGUGUUGUAAAAGGCCUCUUGAACAAAGUGAAUGCUAUUCCGCAACAGCAUAUUGUUUUCUUUGAUAAUUUCUUCACCAGCCACGCCUUGCUGCGAGAUCUGCGUGAUGCUGGCUAUCGUGCAACAGGCACUGCGAGGGAAAACAGAACGAAAAGUUGCUCACUGCUUUCCAUCAAGGAUAUGAAGAAAAAAAAACAAGCAGAAUUUGACUAUCGGUUUGAUACAGCAACUAAAAUAUUGUUCGUACGAUGGCUCUAUAACAGUGUUUGUACUAUGGGAACAAACUACGACUUUGUUCAUCCACUUGGCAAGGUGAAAAGAUGGAGCACUACAGAAGGAAGGAAGACAGACGUUGAUAUCCCUUUUGUCUUUCAAAACUACAAUAAAGGAAUGGGCUGCGUCGAUCAAGCUGAUCAGUCAGUUGCAGUAUAUAGAACAGCUAUACGUGGUAAAAAGUGGUGGUGGGUUUUAUUCACCUCUAUGCUCGAUUUGGCAGUAGCUAAUGCUUGGCGUCUACAUUUACUGACCGCUGAUGAGAAACUAGAUCAACUUCAAUUUCGUCGCAGUACUGCCCGUUUAUAUUUGAGGAAACUAGCCUCCGGAAUCGAUGGAAGACGCCACCGUAAGCCUUCUUCAGUGGUGCCAAAAAUUGUUCAAGGACACUUCGUUCAAAAGUUGAGUAAUCAGCUGCGAUGCAUAGUUUGUCACAAGAAAGCACGGUGGCAAUGCAAAAGAUGUUUGAAAACAUUAUGCAUCGAAAAGGGAUGUUUCGAGAAAUACCACACUUAA
Messenger RNA from Eupeodes corollae, 1374 nucleotides. Its product is annotated as piggyBac transposable element-derived protein 3-like. Bases 1 to 1374 code for a protein of 457 amino acids. Gene Ontology annotation, molecular function: sequence-specific DNA binding. NCBI's taxonomy places the organism in Eukaryota, Metazoa, Arthropoda, Insecta, Diptera, Syrphidae. The record is from RefSeq and is a predicted model, not a curated record. The transcript is spliced from 2 exons.